GUAAUUAUAUAUACUGUAUGAAAAAGGGUUACACUAUAAUCAUGUAGCAUAUAGCAGAAGUAGUUCAUUUUCACAGCUUUAGGUUGCUUUCAUUUUGAUAAGUAGUGCUGGUUUCGAUGCAUUUUGGAUCGAUUGAAUUGAACAGAAGACGACUUUGAGCCUUUGGUAGUGACUGAGUUGCCCAAUAACAUGCUCAAGAAGCGCAAAUCGGUGGAUAAUUCAACUUCAAGAUGUGGCAGGCGUUUUAAAAGCCCACUGUUCCAAAACUCUCAAGAUGCAGGGGAGACAGUAAAAGAUCAGAGACAAAUCACAUUAUUGACUGAAAGCAAUUCACAGAGAAAUAACAUAGUAACAACAGCUAAUGAGAGGACUCAGAAAUGCAAACUAACAAUCAACAGUUCAGCUUCCAAAUGGAAUGAUUACUUAACUGAGGACAAUGACAACUGCAAUAAGAGAGGCUUUAACUUCAAGGACGCUUCAGGUUCAUGGAACAACAACGACAUCUUAGAGGCCAUAACUGGUGAGCAAAGAGUAGAAGAUGAUAUCCACCCUGAUUUUAUGUGACUUUUAUAAAAUCAGGUGUUACAUAAAAGUGUUUGAUUUUGUGUAAGUGUACAAAUAAUAUAUAACAACUCCACGCAAGUUUCUUCUGGCCUCAUUUAAAUGGAUUUCCAAUGGUACGGAUUUGGA
Molecule: messenger RNA, 690 nt
Organism: Medicago truncatula (barrel medic)
Lineage: Eukaryota; Viridiplantae; Streptophyta; Magnoliopsida; Fabales; Fabaceae
Exons: 2
Coding region: 190-564 (124 amino acids)
Source: RefSeq, a predicted model, not a curated record